Molecule: messenger RNA, 5928 nt
Organism: Drosophila subpulchrella
Lineage: Eukaryota; Metazoa; Arthropoda; Insecta; Diptera; Drosophilidae
Product: zinc finger protein rotund
Exons: 8
Coding region: 1683-4487 (934 amino acids)
Biological process (GO): regulation of transcription by RNA polymerase II
Molecular function (GO): RNA polymerase II cis-regulatory region sequence-specific DNA binding; DNA-binding transcription factor activity
Source: RefSeq, a predicted model, not a curated record
GUUUUUCCCCCGUUUUUCGCUUUUCUUACAAGAAAAUGCUGCAGUGCGCGCUGAAACUGCAAAUGUAUGUCUUUAUAACGGGCAGUGUGCAUAUAAAAAAGGAGCGGGGGGGAAUUAUAAAAUAAAAAAGGGCAGGAAUAACAAAAACUGCAGCCGGAGGAAGGUUGCGAGGAGCAACAAAACAUUCACAACACACAAGAGUCUCAGUUAACGCACACAUACACCGCGGCAUUCCUUUAUGUUUGUGUGUGUGUGGGUGAGUGAGUAUUUGUAUGGGUUGUGUGUAUGAAACAUUCGCGCGCGCUCGCCAUUUUCUUUUGCCUUGAGCUGCUGCACUUUGGCUUCCAGUUGGGCUCCUCAGUUGUUGCAGGUUAUCCCACGCUCGCUGACGGACGGAGACGCAGACGGACUCACGGACAAGACUGCCGGACAACCGGACAGCCGGACGGGAGGACAUCCCCAGACCCACACAAACGCACCCAAGAGUCCAACUAGCUAGCACUCACACCCAAAUCCCUUCUUAUCAGCCUUCAAGUAAGGGAAAAUGCGGAAAAUGUUUAGCUGCGACUUUAAGUGGCGUAUACGCGAUAUCAGCAGCGUUCAACGUGGCGUAUACGCAAUAUCAAAGCAGUGCCACAACCAAGAUAAGAUGAAGUAAACUCCCUAUUAAAACGUGCAACAGAUACCGGAGAUUAACCAUGAAAACCUAGAGCCAAACAAUGGAUUUCAAAAUCAAAGUUCCUCCACAAAAGUGCAAAAAUAAAACCAUGUAAACUCCAAAUCAAACCAAAACAAAAUUGCAACGCAAAGUUCCUAACACCCAGUGCAAACUACAUUUAAUAUACAAGUAAAAUAUAUUCAUAUUUCACUUUUAACAAAUAAAAUAAUCUACCUAGUAUUUUAAAUAAAUUACUAAAAUAUUUAUCAAACCAAAUAAUCUUUUAAAUAAUAAUAACCAAUAUAAUUGAAUACAUAACAAAUUCGACGGCAAAACCAAAUAAACACACCAUUUGACGGCUAACUUAACACACACUCACCCACCGAGUGGAAAUCGCAACCAACCAAAAUAAAAACCUAAGCCCCCGCCACAAAAUGAAACAAUCAUAGAUGAAAAGUAAACAAGACCCAACCAGCUGAGCAAAUAAAUCAAAACGCAGAGACAACGAGCGACGGGCCCCGACAAAGUGUUUACUAAACAAUAAACAAAACAAAAAGCCAACAAAAAUUGGUCAACAUAUGCAAGUAAAAAGGAUUCCUACACAUGUCCAUCACGAGGAUAACCAUAAAACUCAUAAAAAAAUAGCAAGCUGCCAGCCAGGAAAAGUUUUUCAAGGUCGUUGCUGGCAAGUUCCUGCUGGCAAAUCAUUUCUAUUUGUUUCAAUUUGGUGUGCAGCCGAAAAAAAUAAAAUGGGCGGAAAAAGUUUUGAAGUGCACUCCGCCCCCGCCAUCUAAAAUAAAAUAAAAGUUAAGCCCAAAUAAAAAGACAUCAAAUUUGGUUGCAAACUUUUUGUUCGCUUUCCGGUAUGUUUUUUCAAUGUGGGCUGUGUGUGUGGAAAAUCAAACAAACUGUGCUUCAGUUAGAUAAAUUGCUGUAAGCGGGGAUUUCCCCCUUUCGAAAGUGAAAUUGUCGAGCGGGAAUAAAAAGCGUUGCCUACAUUUGGGCUCCACUGGGUUUGGUUGUCAUGCACGAACUCAUUGGCAAAUACAGCCAUCCGGACAUGGACUUGCUGAAGGAUCAGCUGAAGCGGGGUGGCUACAUGGGCGCCCUUGGGCCGCCCACCCCCGGCUCCACCGCCCCCGCCCCCUCGCCCUUCCUGAUGCCCGCGGAAUUCUACAAGAGUCUGUUCGCCAGCGCUGUUCUGCAGCAACAGCAGCAGCAGCAGCACAAGUUCUACGGCGGAACGCCCUCGCCCAGCCCCGCCCCCAGCCUAUCACCGUCCUCAGGUCGCUCGCAUCCACCCGGAAAUUUGUUGUUUUCCACGGCUGCUGCAGCGGUCGCCUGUGUUCCAGAGAACGGGAACGGUCCGGUGAAGACGGAGCUCGAAGAGCCGGAUCAGGAGACCCAGGACAACGGCGGAGGAAAUGAGGAGCAGAAACCCAUCAUCGAAAAGAACCCUAGCGAUAAUAAGCCGCACAACAACAACGGCUACUCGUGGUCCACCGGCAACAACAACGAGGUUGUCAGCAAUAGCAGCAACACCAACAACAACAGCCACCCCACAACACCACCCACUCCGCCCCACGAGGCGAGCGCCACCCAAGCGACUUCGUUGUCCGCAAUUAAUUUGAAUCAAGCCCAACCCGCAUCCCAGACGCGUCCAAACUUUGGCAGCUCCAUAAAGUCACCACCAUCAGAACCGGACGCGGUCACCGUAGCCACGUGCAAAAGUCAGGAGAACAGCGCCAGCCAGAACCCCUCAUCCGACCCCCACUCCGACCCCAAUCCGGCCCAGAACCCCAGCUCGAAUCCAACGGCCGCUGCCGUGGCCGCCGCUGCCGCCGCCGCCGCCGCUGCCAACAUGCCGAUCGGCGGCGUCCAGGGCCAGAAUCCCACCCAGGGCCUGGUCCACUGGAUGAGUGCCGUGAUGGCCGAGCACAUGACCGGCCAGACGCACCACGAUCCCGGCGCCGUGGGCAUGCACUACAUGUGGAACGGCAACGUUGACCAUGCCAAAGACAUAGGCGAUUACAAUCUUUGGCCGCCGACGCCGCGCAGUCAUCAGCAUGCCAGCGAGCAUCAUCCGAUGUCCCUGAAGCAGGAGUAUGAGGCCAAAAUGAACGAUCACCACCACAACAAUCUGCAGAAAGGUCACUUUCUGGAUGACAAUCGUCUGGAGCAUCAUGCGGUUACGGGACAAGGUGGCCUGGGCCUGGGUGCAUCCAACGGAGUGGGCGGCGGCGGCGGUGGUGCCUCCGUGGGUGGAAACUCCAGCCUCGGCGCCAGUUCGCACCACGCCGCCGCCGCCGCCCACCACCACAACCAGGCGGUGGCAGCUGCCUCGGCGGCCGCCCUGCUGGUGGUGCCCCAGCCGAUUAAUGCCAGCAAAAUGGGUGGACCCGGCGGCGUCGCCUCGGUGGCCGGCGGACAUGCAACUGGCGGUGGCAGCGGACGGAAGUAUCAGUGCAAAAUGUGCCCUCAGAUCUUCAGCUCGAAGGCCGAUCUGCAGCUGCACACGCAGAUCCACAUGCGGGAGGCGAAGCCGUACAAGUGCACCCAGUGCUCGAAGGCCUUCGCCAACUCGUCGUAUCUGUCGCAGCACACGCGGAUCCACCUGGGCAUCAAGCCGUACCGCUGCGAGAUCUGCCAGCGGAAGUUUACGCAGCUCUCGCACCUGCAGCAGCACAUCCGGACGCACACGGGCGACAAGCCGUACAAGUGCCGGCAUCCCGGCUGCCAGAAGGCAUUCUCGCAGCUCUCCAACCUACAGUCGCAUUCGCGGUGCCACCAGACGGACAAGCCGUUCAAGUGCAACUCCUGCUACAAGUGCUUCUCGGACGAGCCCUCGCUGCUGGAGCACAUCCCAAAGCACAAGGAGUCGAAGCACCUGAAGACGCACAUCUGCCAGUACUGCGGCAAGUCGUACACCCAGGAGACCUACCUGACCAAGCACAUGCAGAAGCACGCGGAGCGGACGGACAAGCGGCCGCCGAUUGCGCCGGGCAGUGCGGCGGCCAUUGCGGCGGCCGCUGCUGCUGCUGCUGCCGGCGGAGCGGGCAACUCGGCCAACGGACCGCCCCCACCCCCCAAUCCCGCCCAGCAUCAGCGCAACAACCUGGGCCUGCCGCCCGUCUCGAUUGCGCCCAGCGACAACGGCUACUGGCCGAAGGUGAGUCCCGACUCCGCCGCCGCAGCCAAUGCCAUGGAGGUGAUGCACCAGCAGCAGCAGCAACAGCAGCAGCAGCAACAACAGCAGCAGCAACAGCAGCAGCAGGCCCAGCACCACCAUCCGCACCACGGAGUCCCGCCGCAGCAACAUGUCCCGCCCCAGCAGCAGCAGCAGCAACAACAGCAGCAGCAACACCACCAUCCGCAGCAGCAGCCGCCCCCGCAGCACAGCAUGGAGGCCCACUACGCACAGCCGACGGCACCCAACGGCGCCCAGAGCAACGGACACGGUUCGGAGUUGCAGCCCCAUCAUCGGAUGCCCGACCCCGUGCGGGAGGAUAUCGUUUCGACCCCCAGUGCCGUGGGACCCUACGACGCCGCGUCCAUAACGAAAACCACCAGCAACUCGGCCUUCACGCCGAUAAACUCGAUGCCGCCGCACUUGAACUCGCUGAGCCACCACCCGAUGGCCCAGCGACCCUAUCUCUACGAUGCCAUCAGCUUCCCCAACAAGAACGUGAACCAGAACAACGCCAACGCGUUCCCCAACCAGCUGAUCUCGCUGCACCAGAUCCGGAACUACGCCCACCAGCCGGCGGGUCUGAUGGCGGGGGAGCACCUCCUGGGCGUUAGCGUGGGUCCUGGGAAGGACAAGGGAUAGCUAGGGCCCUACUUCUAAGUUGGUAGUUCAUCCAUUAUUUCUCCAAGCAGAGACGAGGCGUGCAUUCCUGUACAGUAUUAAUUUGUAGUUAGUCGUAGUGCGUAAUGGACGUUUUGUAAUUUUGGUAGAUCUUAUUUGGGUUAAGUUAAGGGUGUUCCCGCGCACUUGAUAAGCAAACUGUAAAUGGCCAACGAUACGUACUCUAAUUUGACCAACACCGUCCAUACCUAUGUUUAUACUAUGUCUUUGAAAUCGAACACCGGAAUCGCGACUUACUGGCGAGUAACCAAUAUAAAUCCUGCGUUUUACGAGUAUACAAAUUCUGUCCAGCUAAAGUUUCCCUAUCGAGUAAUUGGUUUUCUAGGACCUCGUCUAUUGCCGCCUGUAAAUAUAAUUGAAAAUGAAUUUAUUUUCGAUGCACAAACGGAUCUCGCAGUCUUAAAUCAAUGGCAGAAGUCAGAAGCUGCUAACUAAGCCGAUAUAUGUACAUAGAUAUACAUCAACCUAAAGGAACUUACCGGCAAACGUAAUUUACCUUUAAAUACAAAACUUCGUAUAUAUUUGUUUAGGUGUAUCGUAUUAAAUACAGACAUUUCCGAGGGAAUCUUCUCGAGAAACAAAACACAAACAGCAAAAUGAAUUCAAGAAAUCAAAUGUGUUUACAACUAUAGAUGAAACUAUGCGAUAGAUAAAAACUAUUUUGAAAGAAUCUUUUCUAAGUAUAUGUUGGCAGUUGCGAAAACAGAAAAAGGAAAACAAAACCUUACAGAGAUGUUGUAUUACUUUUUGGAAAGACUGAAGUGAUCAAAAUUAUCGAACCAGAGGAGGAAUUAAAUAAAAAUCAAACAUUUUAAAGAGCGUUUUUACCGCAGUUACUAAGCAAACUGAAUGUGUCCUAUAAAAUUUCGUACUAAUGGCAGAAACUAAACCUAAACGUAAUUACGAGUAUGACAACAUCAAAUGUAAUGUAUUAUUAAAUAAAGUAAUUCUAAUUUUAAUCUUAAUCUAAAGUAAAUUUAAACUAACCCAUAGCUAGUGUUUAACUCCAGAAUGCAAUCUCAAUGUAAAGACAAAACCGAAAAUGGAACACAAAACAAAACACCUACAGUUAAGUGAAUAGCAAAAUGAACUCUGAACCACACACACACGCAUUAAAUAGAAACAUUUGGGGUAUUCAGAUAGCUGAGCUAAAUGAUUAUUGUUUUACCGUCUAACGAUUACAGCAGAUUACAGUACGAUUUCAAUGGCUAAGAUAUGCGAAUACAAAGAUAGUUCCCGAUUGGACUUCGAUCGCUGAACGGCGUGGAUACCCCGCGGAUAUCCAGCUGAAUAUGCAUACAUACUUAUAUAAUUGUCAAUAGUAGAUGUGUGUUCCUCAGUUGAUGUAAAUUGAUUUCCGAUUAACCACAAACUCAACCCGUAAUAAAGUGAAUUAAAUGUU